Messenger RNA from Dracunculus medinensis (Guinea worm), 249 nucleotides. NCBI's taxonomy places the organism in Eukaryota, Metazoa, Nematoda, Chromadorea, Rhabditida, Dracunculidae. The record is from the annotation of a GenBank genome assembly.
AUGAUAUUCCUGACCAUUAUUAUGCAUAUUUUAAUAAUGAAAGGGGUUUUUUGCGAUUGUUUUGGUCCAUUUCGGCUUCGAAAAGACAACCUUGAUGGUCCUCUUGACCAAAAUACCUUGAAUCGUUGUCUAGAAUUGGUUCGCGCUCAUGAGGCGAGGCAAAUUAACAAGGUUAAAUUUAUUCGAUUUUUGCUAGAGAUUAUUGCAUCAUUUACUGCAUUCAUAUUAUUCAUUAAAAUUUUUGACUAA